AAAUGACCCAACCGAGGAGGACCAAAAUUGCCCAGAAUGCAGAAUGACCAGAUCCACCACCUCUGCUCCCAGCUGAAUCGAAUAACUAUUCAAUCUUUAUUCUCGGAAGAGAAGGCAAACCUGGAAUAUCCCCAUCCAACCUCCUUCCUUCCUCCCUUCCGAGUCCACGACUCCACGAUCUUUAGGCGGCCUGCCGGCGCUGUCCCCCCACCCCUUUCAAAAGACAGUGACAGACUGCCCAACCUGAGCCGACUCGGAUGGCUCUGAGCGACCACGACGCUCGCGACGGCGGCGGGGGAAUCGGAGUUCAUGUGGUGGAGGUGGGCGAAGAAGAAGAGUCGGGGGCCGCCGCCGCCGAUGAGAUUUCGCCCCUCCUCGCCGAGGUCGGCGGAAACAAGCCCACCAGGAUGACCAUCUUCUCAGUAUCAUACCCCAAGAACAGGCACAGUACCAAGGAAAUGAUAUCCAGAGCUGCUGAAAGUGAAGUUGCAUUUCUUAAUCAGUUUGCUUUGUGGGUAUGGAAUGAGUCAAGGUACUCUGGCUUUCUAUGUAUGGCUUCCUCUUCUGCCAUCUACUACUUUAUGGAUGUUUUAUUGGACAUUUUUUCAGUCCAAUCUAUUCCAUUAUUUGAAACCAUAUUUACAAGGUGUUUCAUUCUCGUCAUCAUGUCACUUUUGUGGUUGAGAAGGACGGGGCAAUCACUCAUAAUACCGACAAAUGUGAGGAAGAUUUUGAUAUUCAGAUCCUUAGCUGGAUUUUUAUCACUGCUGAGUUUCAUAUAUAGUGUUCAAAAUCUACCUCUCUCCUGUGCAGUAUUAUUGAACUUUGCAACACCAAUUAUAGCAUCAAUUGGAGCUAAGAUUAUUUUAAAGGAAAACUUGGCUUUUAUGGAUAUUGGAGGUUUGGCUUGCAGCUUCCUUGGUCUUCUAUUCAUUUUUCAACCAAUGCUAUUUGUGACAGGGAGUCUAGAUGAACCUGGUCAGGCAAGCAAUACCUUAUUUCUGAGUACAAGAAAUAAGAUAUUUCCAAUAUUUGCUGGUAUAUUUUCAUCAACACUUGGUGGAAUUAGCUACUGCUUGGUACGAGCUGCUGCUAAGGCAACUAAUCAACCCGUGUAUACAGUGCUUUCUUUUGGGAUCCUAGCUUGUCCUCUCUCACUAUUUUGUGCUUAUACUUUCCAGGAAUUUCAGGUGCCUAGUUUUUUCACUUUUCUUCUCAUGAUUGUCCUUGGAAUUCUAGCCUUUUUUGCUGAGACCCUAUCAGCACGAGGGCUCCAGCUUGAGAGAAUUGGUAAACUAACGAACAUUUUAUACUUGAAGCAUUGUGCAGUAGCUUGCAAUAUGUCCUGCUCAUGCCGCAGAUCAAUCCCCUAUAAAGCACGUAGGUAUGAAAUCACCCGAAAUCCACAUCACUUCCAAUAAUAUCCAGAAUGUGCUGUGUAGAAGGUGAAACAUUAUACAGUUUGUUAGUAAUACGUGAUUAAUUUUUCUUGAACUUUCCAUUUCGUGAACAACUCCAAAUGCCUAAGGCUUAAGCUUUUUGAAUUGAAAAAUUGAGUCAUAUUCAAAACUCUCAUUAUGUAGGGUAAUCGACUUAUAUUUCAAGCCUAUGUGUUUGAUGUGUUCCAAACUGCAAGGAAUUGCCAUGGGUCAUCUAUGAAUAGAAUGUGUGAUUAAUAUUUUCUAUAGCUUGUCCUUUGGUUAACAUCCUUGUCUUUCUUUUACCUUAUCGACCCUACUUUUUCAAUCAAGAGAGUGAGAGAGAUUACUUUCAGUACAAGAUUAAAAUGAAAGAUCCAUCACCAGCUGGGAUGGUAUAGGGGCAGUUUGUUUGGCUUUUGUAAGUGUAUCCUACUGAUCUGUACACAAGCUGCUUCAAAGCAAAGUGCGGUAGAGAGUCAAUUUGGUUGACAACAAAUUUUGAAGUAGGCCCCAAAAUUUGGGAUCAGUGUUGGAUUCGGAUGCAAAACUUACUCGAAUGACUUUGCAUAUUACGUCAGUUUGAUGUCUCAACCGGACGAAAAGAGUCUUAUUACAUAUAACAAACAUCAUCCAUCAUCUCCUGAAGUUUUGCAUCCAAUCAUCUUGAGAACAUUUGAGAUAGUGGUAAAAUGCAGAAUUGAAACCGUCGCAAUUUUCCGGUGUAUCGGAGGGUGAUUGAGACACAGGUUAACAUGCGAGGAUUUUUUCUUCUUUUGUAAUUUACCCAUUGUUAUUUUGACUUUGUGCUGACUAGAAUGCA
Molecule: messenger RNA, 2241 nt
Organism: Ananas comosus (pineapple)
Lineage: Eukaryota; Viridiplantae; Streptophyta; Magnoliopsida; Poales; Bromeliaceae
Exons: 10
Coding region: 258-1421 (387 amino acids)
Cellular component (GO): membrane
Source: RefSeq, a predicted model, not a curated record